AUGUAUUUCACCCUGAAGACUACACUCAUCCUUGCCAUCCUCUUUAUGUUCAUCCAUCUAAUGUUUUGGUUAGAUUUUAUUACUGGGAAUACACUUAGACCUCCUGAUGACUCACCUCUAUCUAGACAGUGGCAACGAUGCAAUGAUCUCACUGUUUCAUGGUUAACUAAUUCUCUCACAAGAGACAUUUCUAGAAGUGUGGAGUACUCUGAAUUUGCUAAAGACAUUUGGAAUGAGUUAGAAGAGAGAUAUGGGAAGACAGAUGGUGCUAAAAAAAUUUAUUUGAAAAAGAAACUUGCACACAUUUCCCAAGGGUCUUUGGAUAGUGCUUCAUGGUCUUUGGACAUUGCUGCAUACUUUAACAAGAUUAAACAACUUUGGGAUGAAAUUUGUUCCUUAUCUGCAAGUCAUUUGCCUGUGUGCACUUGUGGUGGUAAUAAAAAGGCUGAGGAGGAAUAA
Molecule: messenger RNA, 459 nt
Organism: Lycium barbarum (goji berry)
Lineage: Eukaryota; Viridiplantae; Streptophyta; Magnoliopsida; Solanales; Solanaceae
Exons: 2
Coding region: 1-459 (152 amino acids)
Source: RefSeq, a predicted model, not a curated record